Molecule: messenger RNA, 639 nt
Organism: Caenorhabditis elegans
Lineage: Eukaryota; Metazoa; Nematoda; Chromadorea; Rhabditida; Rhabditidae
Source: the annotation of a RefSeq genome assembly
AUUGAACUUGUUGCCAUUUACGAUCACGACGAAAGGAUCGACAUGAACGAUCUUCACAGAUCGUUGACUGGAUUUCGAAUUUUAACACUAAGAAUAAGUGCAACAUACGAUCAAGAUAUUGAGCGCAUUGCGUUUCUUCCCACUAUCGAUAAACUAACUUUCUGUAAAGAUCUCCUGAAUGCGUAUAACUUUCAAAGAAUAAUUAUGCAAAGUUAUGAAGGAAUAAAAGCAAUAGGAAGUCGUCGAACUCGCAUUAAGUUGAAUGAUUUAUUAGCUGCAAAUAUUUCAUUUCCGAUUUUUAUGAAUGUAAUACUACCAGACGCUCAACUCAAUUUGUUCAUCAAAUAUUUGAUAGCCGGAUCGAAUCAUAGACUUGAUGGCUUUUUAUUCGCAAAAACCCCAAAUGCGGCAGAUUUCAAUGAAGCUGCAAUUUUCAAAGGAGUCAACUAUCAGCCUGUAGGGGGGAGAGAAGCCUAUCCUGAAUUCAGAAACAUACAAUUUCAACUGCAUCCGCGAACACGGGUGUUUUAUGUCACAAACAAUAAUGGAAUACUGGCAACCGUUUAUUUGGACAUUGGUUUGAGAUAUCGUAUUGAUAUUUUUCCUGCUGGUCUGUGCUGUAUGUUUUUUUGGAAUUAG